Molecule: messenger RNA, 1826 nt
Organism: Cherax quadricarinatus
Lineage: Eukaryota; Metazoa; Arthropoda; Malacostraca; Decapoda; Parastacidae
Source: RefSeq, a predicted model, not a curated record
GCGUCGUGGUGAGCGGACAGGCAGCAGCCAGACAUCCUACUGUGUGUGUGAGAGAAGUGACCUGUUCGUCAACGUUCCCAGCUCCGUCUUAAUUAGUGUCUUAAUGAGAAGUGAAGUAAUGCCAUGAUCUAGUGUUAAGUGCUUACCUUCACGUGUUAGUGAUCAUUUAGAGUGUCAUCCUCGUGUCACCUUACAGGAAACAAGUGAUGGGCAGCGUGUGUGUGUGUGUCUAUGUGAGGUGAACUUAGACACUGACGUGUGUGUACAACCAUCAGCUGACUCUGUUGUGUCACUGAGGUGAUCCUGUCGACCGUCCCACGCUAACACCUGCCACCUCUCCUACGCUAACACCUGCUACCUCUCCUACGCUAACACCUGCCACCUUUCCUACACUAACUCCUGUCACCUCUCCUAUGCCAACACCUGCCACCCUUCCCACGCUAGCACCUGCCAUCCCUCGCUCAGUAACACCUUCCGCCCCCUCUACAAUAGCACCUUCCGUCCCUCCCACAGUAACACUUUCCGUCCCUCCCACAGUAACGCCCUACAAUGUAACUAUCAUACAAAAUUGGGUAGCCAGAGAGUGUGGGCGUCCCAGGCUGUGUUAGACACACUUCUGGAGACUAGCGUUGGUUCUCGGUGCAGGUGUAGUGCUUGUGAGGCUGGGCAGGAGGUGUGGCCCACGGCCGCCCUGGCGUCAUGGGUGGCAGGUGUGGGCCACAAUGGUGGCGGGCCGCACAUGUGAAGCUACAGGUGGGUGGUGGCCUUGCCGGGCCACCCUCUUACUAACCACUCUCAUGAGUCGACACAGCUGCAGUGCGGCCCGCCUGGCCACACUUAUGCUGCUGGCCACGGUGGGUGUGGCCGGGGCUGUGGCCAAGCCAGCGCCAUCACACCCGGAGGCCAUAAAUGCCACCCCUUCCCACCACCACCCCCCUGAAGACGACUAUUACUACUACUACGACUACGAUUACAGCGUCAGAGACGACCUCAAUAUGAGCGAGUUCCGCCUACCGGACGAGGAGGCAGGGGGCGACGCUCCCCACGUACCACGGUACAUGUUGCAGUUGUACGCUGACCAGACCUCCAGGCGCGCCGGCCAUCUCCCAGGAGCUGACCUCGUCAGGAGCUUCAUUGCUGUUACCACUGACUCGACUGAGAGAAGAGGUGAGGGAUCGUCGGGUGAGAGAGAAGGCAGCGCAGGUCAUGGAGUGCGUUCACACACUCUGGCGUUCAAUGUUACGAUACCCCGUCGUGAGCGUGUCACUGCAGCUACGCUCAGACUCUACGCACUUAUCACCCGCGACCAGUACGCUUAUAUAGGUGUAGAGCGCCGUGUUCGUCUGGUGAUCGAAACAGAGCGAGGUAUUACCCUCGACGACAUAACACCUCAAGGCCUAGUAGUGAGCGACACUGAGAGCAGCAGCAGCAGCAGCAGCGGCGGUGGUAGCAGCAGCAGCAGCAGCAACAGUAGAAGCAGCGGAGGAGUACAAGUGACGGUGUGUGAGAGAGACAUCUACGAACAGCACAACGUCUGGGAAACUUUCGAUGUUACUUCAGCUGUCAAGUAUUGGCUGGCGCACCCUACCUCCCAGCAGUUACUGCAGAUCUACAUCGAGUCAGUGUUCUCGACGGUGGGUGGAGGUGGAGACAUGGACGUAGCGACAGCGCCUCGCACGGACAGUGAACCUCUCCUGCUGCUCUACUCCUCCGUCAGGCACCGGCACCAGGCACGUCAUGAGCUCAACGUAAUGAUCUCGCACGAGUACGAGGACUACCAAGAUCACAAGGUGAGGAGAUGGAUGUUCUUUGCUGUACGUGAAUGA